AUGGCGCUUUUCGCUUUGGCCGCUGUGGUCGUGCUGCCUGUUACCUCUCAGCAGCAUGACUGUUCGAUUUUGGGCUGCGAAGCCGAUCCUAGCUUCCAUUUUCAGCUCCUGCAGUACAAGAUGGAGGCCAAGAAUGCGCAAGACCACUCGGAGUGGAUCGGGAAAGGUGGGAAUCUUAUCAGAUCAGGAUCCACAUGGGCUGUCCCUCCUGUGGACCUUUCAAAAGGUCCUACUUGGACAUGGGAAGCUCCCUUCGGUGGCCUUGUCCGGGGCUCACCCGUGGUGGACUCCAAGGGCUCCAUCUACCAGUCGACGAUUGCGGGGCAGAUGGUUAAGUUCUCGCAGACGGGCGAGGUUCUCUGGGCCAUCAGCACAGGAAAUGCCUCCUUCCCUGGCAAUCCGGUGAAAGUAGGAGGCGUCCUCUAUAACUUUGGGACUGAUGGUCAGAUGCUCGCUGUGGAUGCCAAUGAUGGGAAGAAGCUGUGGCAGACGCUUGCCUGCGAAAUGGCAAGUGGUGACACCCACACGAUCGUUGCAGGCGAGGGGGUCGUGCUUGCCUCGUGCUUGAACAAGGCCGAGAACCAGAUGUUUGGCUCAGCCACAAUGAUUGUCGCUUGCAAUGCCACGGAUGGGCAGGUCAUGUGGAAGUACCGCCCAGACAGUGGCUUGUACAACUGGAUCGGAUCGAUUCAGUAUGGAGCCGUUCUCUUCUCUGACAUGAAUGGGGGCGUCUAUCGCCUGAACCUCAAUGACGGGUCUGUUGUCUGGAAGGUGCCUGCUCCCGCUGCCGCUGUCCAGACCACUGGGGGCUUGUCGGGUGCCACCAACGGCCUCGUUUACGUCACGAGCAAUGUGGACAGCCCCGACGGACACGUGGGGCUACUCUCCGUGUACACCGCGGCAGAAGGCAAACCGGUCUGGCAACGCAGCUUUCCAAAAUUCCCAGCGAACUCUGGCCCAGCAGUUGCCACAGGUGGGGACACGCCCUUUGUCGUCAUCGCCAUUGGGACGAACCCUGGCCUGGCUUUGCCGAUGGGUGCCACGUUGGACCUGGACCCUUUUGAUAAGAAUGAUACCAGCGGAACGCAGCGUCAUCCCUCCAAGGCGGUUGCAAUGGAUGCAAAAGAUGGCCAUACCAUCUGGGAAUACCAAUUCCCCGACUGGCACGGGGCAGCAGCCGGUGACACGGCCGAUCAUUCCUGCUUGCCAGACUCCUAUGCAAACCCUUCCAUCGCUGGAGACGGUGCUGUCUUUUUGGCCGGGAUGUCCGGCACCGUCUACCGCCUUCUCGACAAGGAUGGGGACGGAAAGUUUGAUCCAGCCAGUGGUGAGGUCACAACGUAUGACACCGGGAAUGCAUUCCAGGCCGCUCCAGCAAUCAGUGAAGGCAUUCUUGCAGUGUCUCCCUGCAACGGCUUGAAGGCGUUCCAGCGCAAUGCCUCCGUCCUUGCCGCGCUCGUAGAGGAUCAGCUAGUGGAGACAGACUUCGCCGAUGGGCUGCAGUGGACGGACCUAAACGAGGACCUACUGUUGCUGGCCCUUCGGAUGGUAGAGGAAGUCGAGAUGGGAGCUGAUGGGCAAACGCAAACGCCUGCUCAAGUGACCGACUCUUUGUGGCGGCAGCUGAACCUCGACGCCCUGGAUGCUCUUCUACUCCGCUGGCAUCGCUGGCGGCACCAGCAGGGACUGCCCAGUUUGGCUCGCAGCGAGCUCCCCGGAAGCCCUUCGGAUCUCGAUCUGAAGGAGCUGAAGGAGGCCAUCUUGCGUGUGCCGGAGACAAGUGGCCAGGAGCUUUCGAAGCUUUUGGUGGAGAUCGUCGUGUUUGCGGAAGGUCUGCUGGGCCUUCGAAGGCCUCAGAAACGAUCAGUUCUCACUGCGAAGCUCCCGGCUGGCAUCGUGGAUGGAGAGGAAGUCCAUGUUGUAGUCCAAGCCACUCCGCAAGCUGAUGGCACUCCUUCGGAUGAGGUGCGAGUCAGCAUCGUGAAUGCGAAUGGGGAUGAGAUUGGAGUGCAACGGAGUCACCUGCACCUGCUUGGAAACGCCGAUGAAAUCCGUCGCGCCUUCACCUCCCAAGAGCUAGGCCUGGAAGACGGCAGUGGGGAGUCAGAAAAGAGCGACCUAGGAUCCAUACGUUUCUUCUUUUCUCUUGUCCUCCACAGUCUUACAGUCCUUCAUGCCAUCUGCUUCGUUUUACCGCUGAUGUCGUGA
Symbiodinium sp. CCMP2592 is the source of this 2208-nucleotide messenger RNA. Lineage: Eukaryota; Dinophyceae; Suessiales; Symbiodiniaceae. The record is from the annotation of a GenBank genome assembly.